AUGUCUCUUUCUUUCCGGUUGGUGUCUGCCACUGGCCCACUGCCUGCCAUGCUCGUUUUCCCCCGUCCACCACCGCCUCAUCCGAACCCACAAUACAUUUUGCCAAUUGACUCGCUUCUCCCGGCUGAAAACAAAACGGAAAAGCGGACGACGAGCAAGGAAAGCGGACUUGUUUCUCCGUUAUUGAUCGGGAUAGCAUUGUCAUCCUCCCGUCAAUGCCUCAUCCUGCUGCUCCACGCCGUUGGCUGUGUACGUCCCGCGUGGCUUGCGAGCAUAAUCACUGCUGCUAUCUUUGGGAACACCAAAGCCGAGAGGCAUAGCAAAGCUAUUGACGGAUCUCAGCCACGCAGAGCGCCACCGUCGUCGUCCUCCUCCGCCUCUCUCGGCCAUCGUCCUCGUAACCGUCGACCUUACGGCUGCCGCUCGAGCCUAGCCACAUAUCCACACGUCUCGAGCGUGCCCAUCCCAAUUGGAAAUGUUGCCUCUCUCUCGGCAUCGGAUUCUUCGACGGUUCCUGCACGGUUUUCUCUGCUUUGGAACAUACGUACACUUCAGCUGCGUUUAGCGUGGCCGUCCAGCGUUUUGUCCUGCAGGGUGCUCACGGUGCUAGUGCUUGAUGGCCACGGUCAAAUCAUCGCCCAGACAGCAGGCUACCUCGGAAUUCCUGAUCUUUCCCAAGAUGGGAUCAUGAUCCCCGGUAUCCCCAGUCUCAGACAUGCAGGCUUGCCAGAGGGGCAGGUAGGGAGAGCUUUCCGCUUUGCCAAUGCCGACCAUCCAGCCUGUCACGCCUCUGGCCACCAUCGAUUGGGCCUAGUUGCUAGAGUCUACUGCGUACAAGUAGAAGCACACCUCCUUCACGACUGGGAGUCUGGCACUCGCGCAUUCUGGGAUGUCUGGGAUAUCCGAACAUGGGUCUCCCCUCCCCAGCUUCGACCUUGGCCGGGGUACGUAGCAUCAAGUCUCGGAGUGCCACCCGUGCCCUCUCGCCCAAACGAAAGGAGGCGAAAACGGGGAAAGGAAUCCCAUCAUCGCACCGCCCACGCCGCGAGUACGGUGUACGGAGUACCUCCCCUUGCCUACCACAACACACCAACGCGCCAAGUAUUCUUGGUGCUAGGCUUGCGUGCCCGACGUUUGGUGGAGGAUUCUUGUGGUGGUGCCUGGCCUCUCUCGGCGUGA
Colletotrichum lupini is the source of this 1179-nucleotide messenger RNA. RefSeq lists its product as uncharacterized. The record is from RefSeq and is a predicted model, not a curated record. Lineage: Eukaryota; Fungi; Ascomycota; Sordariomycetes; Glomerellales; Glomerellaceae. The transcript has 9 exons. Bases 1 to 1179 code for a protein of 392 amino acids.